CAUUUUAUGUUACCUAUAGAUCUAAGUCAUCUAACAUGCGUCGAAACAGUUAGGUGUAAACACAGUAAAGUUUAUUUUAUGUCAGCGUCGAACUCGAAGUUAUUUAAUUACAUGUGGGAAAGAAAACAUCAUGGGAAUUUUAGCAAGCCGUCAGAAUGCAAGAAUUGAGGAAAAUGAGAUGGGAGCCACUUACAUAUACCGUUACCCUCCAAAAUCAGGUAAUUAUUUUUCUAGCCAUUUCAUCAUGGGAGGAGAGCGUUUUGAGAUAACCCAGCCCGAAGCCUACCUAUUUGGGGAGAACAUGGACUUAAACUUUUUAGGAGGGAAACCAACACCUUUUCCAUACCCCGCUCCUCAAACAUGUGAAGCAACCCUUCCGUUGAGAAGUUUGAUGAAUAUUAGAAAGGAGUCUCUGCGUUUUGUAAAGCCUUCAGAAGAUACUGAGGAAGGAAGUCUUAAAUCCAGCACUGACUAUAACAUAGAAUUCACAUUUGAUUCAGAUGUGAGCUGUGCCAUUACCAUCUGUUACUUCUGUGCUGAAGAGGUAACGGCUCAAGGAUAUUUCUGCAAACCCAGAGAUCCAUCAAUGAAUUCUGAAACCUAUCACUACAAACGCGGAAUUAGCCAGCAGUUUGUUCAAGUGUCUCAUAUUUUCAAUCCCAGCAAGUACCCAGAAGAAGAUUUGACUUGCAGAUUUGAAGAUGAAAUUUUACUCCCUGUAGUAGUACAGUGUGUUGCUGAAGAAGGUGAAGAACCUCGACAAUCUCAUACAUUGAUAGCUGCAGUUGAGAAAAACUCUGAUAGUACGUAUUCAUUAAAACCUCUGAAGCAGAAGCUCUUUGUUGAUGGAUUGUGUUAUCUCAUGCAAGAGAUUUAUGGGAUUGAAAACAAAAAUGUAAAUCCAUGUAAGGAAGGUAGUGAAGAUGAAAUAGAAGACAGUGGAGCAGAAUGUGUUAUUUGUAUGAGUAACUCUCGUGAUACUCUGAUACUUCCAUGCCGUCAUCUCUGUUUAUGCAAUAGCUGUGCUGAUUCCUUGCGUUACCAGGCCAACAACUGCCCUAUCUGUAGAUCUCCAUUUCGUGCUCUUCUCCAGAUACGAACUGUCAGGAAAUCAAAUGCUGGCAUUUCCCAACUGAGUGGUAGAGGAGAUACUCAGGCUUCCCCAGAUGUACCUCUUGGUUAUGAACCUGUUUCGUUGCUUGAAGCUUUAAAUGGACCCUAUCAACCUCCUGUUCCACGUUCGCUGUCUAUCAUGGCAGUCCAGCCUCCUCUACCCUUAAGUACAGAUAGUGCUGAUGUUCAAGUGAAAUCCAGAAGUCUGGAAAGGUUACAGUCCUCCAGUGUUUCCUCUUUGCAAGUUCACGGAGUGAGUUGUGACCAUGACAAUAAAGAUUCUGGGAGUAAACUAUUACAGCCAGAUAGACCCACAACUCCUGAAGUUGUAAUUGCUGCAGCUUCUUCAUUCUCAGACAAAACUCAUCCUCCAUGUCACAGGAAAGGUAGUCCUAGGUCUAUGUCGGGACCAGAGAAAGUAUGUCUUCUUAGAGAGAAUGUACAAAUUGUGAAUGAAGUAGAAGGGACUAAAACAAAUGUG
This is a messenger RNA of Limulus polyphemus (Atlantic horseshoe crab), 1594 nucleotides long. Its product is annotated as RING finger protein 157-like. NCBI's taxonomy places the organism in Eukaryota, Metazoa, Arthropoda, Merostomata, Xiphosura, Limulidae. Gene Ontology annotation, cellular component: cytoplasm. Gene Ontology annotation, biological process: protein ubiquitination. The annotation marks the transcript as partial. Gene Ontology annotation, molecular function: ubiquitin protein ligase activity. The transcript is spliced from 12 exons. The record is from RefSeq and is a predicted model, not a curated record.